AAAAGACUUGUUCGCACUGUUAUUUAAUUAUUUUAUUUUUGCUAUCCAAGGUGAUCUACAUUCUGUUUUGAAUGUUCAGCAAAGAAAAUGGGUCCAAGAUAUUACUAACUUACGCGUUAGUUAAAGAUAACUGACCCAUGGCACCUGGUAACACUGAGAUAAACAAUCCCAAAUUCCCAAACGCCCGCAACUCGCGCUUCCAACUAUAACCGCUAUUCUAAAUUGCCUAUAAAUAUACGCAUAUAUAUUUUGGAUUCUCACCCGGAUAGCAAUUUAAUCAAGUUGAGUUGAAGGCGCAAGCUGGAGAUUUGAAGUGCAAUAACUUGUUUAUGUUUACAUAAGAAGGCAGCCGAGGCAGCGCAGCAACAACAACAACGAACAGAAUGACGAACACGCUAGAAGAAGGAAUCCUAGUGGGUUGUGGCAAUCCACUUCUGGACAUCUCCGCCGUUGUUCCUUUGGAGUUCCUGCAGAAGUACUCCAUGAACGAAGACGAUGCGAUUCUGGCUGAGGAACGACACAUGCCCAUUUAUGGUGAGCUCGUCGAAGGUUACCAGGCGGAAUUCCUGGCUGGUGGAUCCGUGCAGAAUUCGUUGAGGAUCGCCCAGUGGAUCCUGCGGCAACCUAGGGUAGCAGUCUUCUUUGGUUGUGUUGGAGAGGAUAGGUAUGCCGAAAUCUUAAAGGAGAAGGCUCAAUCCGCUGGUCUGGAUGUCCACUAUCAGGUGAAAAAGGAUGUGCCCACGGGUACCUGUGCCGUCCUGAUCACCGGCACUCACCGAUCACUCUGCGCUAAUCUGGCGGCUGCAAACCACUUUACCAUCGAUCACUUGGAAGAGCCCAGCAACAAGGCUGUGGUGGACAACGCCCUAUACUACUACAUUUCGGGCUUCUUCCUCACCGUGAACCCACCGAGCAUCAUGCAGGUGGCGGCCACCGCCCUUGCCAAGCAGCGACCGUUCCUAAUGAACCUCAGCGCACCAUUCAUAUCGCAAUUCUACAUGGAACCGCUGUUGGCCGUGAUGCCCUAUGUGGACAUAAUUUUCGGCAACGAGGCGGAGGCACAAGCCUUCGCCGAGGCCCAGAAUUGGCCAAGUGGGGAUCUUCGUGAGAUUGGCAAGCGUCUGGUGGCGAUGGGCAAAUUAAAUACGACGCGGCCGCGCAUUGCUAUCCUCACGCAGGGCUGUGAUCCUGUCCUGCUUAUCCAACAGGACUCGGUACAGGAGUUCCCGGUCACGAUAUUGGCGGAACAUGAGAUUGUUGAUACCAAUGGCGCUGGGGAUGCAUUCGUUGGAGGUUUUCUGUCGCAGUUUGUGCAAGGCAAGUCGCUAGAUGUCUGCAUUCGGUGUGGUAACUAUGCAGCCGGGCACAUUAUCAAGAAUCCUGGAUGUACAUACUCCGGCGAACCAGAGUUUGUCGAGUAAACCCGGAUACGGAAGCUACAUAAACCUUACACACAUCGAUGACCGAGAAAGGAGGCCGGCAAAGCGCAGCAAGAUUUGCAAUUGUUAAUUAAGUAAAUGAGAGUGACUAAGACAUUUUGUUAACACUGAUAAUUGUUUGUACAUAUAACCCACACACACAGACACAUACAAAAGCAUACACAUGUGGAAUGACAUGAACAAAUAGCGAGAGUGAGGCUUGUGUCUUAUAGAUAGAGCAAUAUUCGAAUUUAAAUUGAUAAUAAAACAAAAGUGACACACACGAGCGAAACACAAAAGUCAACAGUUUGCACAACUUCAAA
Molecule: messenger RNA, 1741 nt
Organism: Drosophila eugracilis
Lineage: Eukaryota; Metazoa; Arthropoda; Insecta; Diptera; Drosophilidae
Gene: Adk2
Product: adenosine kinase
Exons: 4
Coding region: 384-1421 (345 amino acids)
Biological process (GO): purine ribonucleoside salvage
Cellular component (GO): nucleus; cytosol
Molecular function (GO): adenosine kinase activity
Source: RefSeq, a predicted model, not a curated record